AUUCAAACUUCAUUUUCUGAAAGGUUUCAACAGAGAAUUUGGGUUCAGAGUAACUGAUUUGGUGGGAAAAUUGGAGGUAUAGAUCUUCAGAAAUCCGUUUCUAUAAGCUGGUUUCUUAUAUAUUCAAGAACUUUAAGUAGCCCUUUUUUGUGCUCUUACAAGUUCUUGCGUUCUUCUUAUUUGUUUUUUGUUGUUCUUGUUCUGGAGAUUUUCCGAGUGCAAAAUAUCCUGUCCUUUUUUGUCCUCUUUUAGUUCCCCUCUUCACUUUUCGCCACUUCUCAAUAACUCAAAAAGGCCAGCAAACAAAUCAAUCGAAAUUUCAACGCAAUUCUUCUUUCAUAUAACAAACAAAUCCAUCAAAAAAUCACUCAAUUACCACAAGUUUUUAGUUUCCAUUCUACUAUUAUCUCAUCAUUCUCAAGCUCAAAAUUCACUUUUGAGUUACGCGACAAGUAUUGUAAGUGAUAGAGUGACCUAGCUGGCACGGUCCACUGAGAUUCAGUUCUUUGUCGCUCCAAUUCAUAAAAAAAGAAAAAAUCACAAACCCUUUUCAUUGAAGCUGAAUCAUUAUGCAAGACCCAUCGUUUUAUCCACAAAUGAAACCUCAAUUCCCAGAACAAGAACACUUAAAAUGUCCAAGAUGUGAUUCACCAAACACAAAAUUCUGUUAUUACAACAAUUACAACCUUUCUCAGCCACGUCACUAUUGCAAAAGCUGUAAAAGGUAUUGGACUAAAGGCGGUACUCUUCGUAACAUUCCAGUUGGUGGCGGGUCCCGUAAAAACACAAAACGAUCAAGUAAAAAAAACACCUCAACGACGUCGUUUAAUGUUUCUUCAUCUUCAUCAACAAAUAAUCCAAAAACAGAGCCUUUUGGUAUACCGGCAAUUCCUACCGGGCCAUUUAGUUCACUGUUGGUGUCAAACGAGGGGCAAUUUGGGAAUUUUCUGGAAGCUUUGAAGCCCAAUAAUAAUAAUUCAAGUUCGGGCUUGGGUUCGGGCUCGGGCUCGGGCUCGGGCUUAGAUGCUAACCAACAAAAUGGGAAUAAUGCAUAUUUGGGUGUUCAGAAUGGUGGAGAUUCUAAUAAUUUUUGGCCUGAUCUCGCAAUUUACACCCCAGGUUUAAAUUUCCAGUGAAUUGGAAAUGCUAAAAGAAUGUUAAGAGGUAGUAUUAGUAUUAGUAUAUAUUUAUUUAAGAGAAGGUAUUUAACUUUUAAACCUUUGUUUUAUUUUAUUUUUAUUAACAUUCUUUCUUGAGUGUUGUGACUGAUUGCACUCUAGUAGGAAGUAUUAGUACGUAAUUUACUUGUGGAGAAUGUGAUGAAGUGUUGUGUUAUGUGCAAUGUCCCCCGUUCACACGGUUAAUAUACUCGUUUUCAAUAAUGGCAAUAUAAUGCAUGUUCAAAAUGUGUGUUAUUUGAUA
Molecule: messenger RNA, 1422 nt
Organism: Lycium ferocissimum
Lineage: Eukaryota; Viridiplantae; Streptophyta; Magnoliopsida; Solanales; Solanaceae
Product: dof zinc finger protein DOF3.1-like
Exons: 1
Coding region: 570-1136 (188 amino acids)
Biological process (GO): regulation of DNA-templated transcription
Molecular function (GO): DNA binding; DNA-binding transcription factor activity
Source: RefSeq, a predicted model, not a curated record